Molecule: messenger RNA, 954 nt
Organism: Synchytrium microbalum
Lineage: Eukaryota; Fungi; Chytridiomycota; Chytridiomycetes; Synchytriales; Synchytriaceae
Exons: 6
Coding region: 1-954 (317 amino acids)
Biological process (GO): maturation of SSU-rRNA from tricistronic rRNA transcript (SSU-rRNA, 5.8S rRNA, LSU-rRNA)
Cellular component (GO): 90S preribosome; nucleolus
Source: RefSeq, a predicted model, not a curated record
AUGGUCAAACCUACUUUUGCAAAACGCCAUCACGACGACGACGAUGACGAACUGACAAGCAUACAUGGAGAUGAAGAGUCUAUGGAAGAUGGUCCAAUAGACGAAGGGCAAGAGAAUGCUACGGAGGACUAUGGCUCUGACGGCGACAAUGACGAGCUUGACUCGACAUCAGAAACCCAAAACAUUGAUGAUGAACGAGAGAAACAACUUCAAGAUGAGCUGGCAAACAUUCCAUUCCACCAACUGCUUGCAACGCAGAAAAAGCUGUCAGCGUCACAAAAGGUCGAAAGGAGCUCUGAAGGUACUGCUAAUAGCCGGAGCAGUACUAGUAAAGGCAAGAGCCAACAUUAUAAUAGUGACGAAGAUGAGAAUGUGCCCUCAUGGCAUCGACCUGAAGGAAUUGAAACUAGUCGACCAUCGUUACCCAAACGAGCCAACAAGAACCAGCCUACGGAGGUCACGUCAAAGAGAGCAGUCCCAAGGCAUCGACAGGUUGUGGAUGUCAUUCAGAAAAAAGCACGAGAUCCUCGAUUUGAAUCUCUAUCAGGUGAAUUCAGAUCUGACCUCUUUGAACAAAAGUACUCGUUCAUACGGGAAUAUGAAGCAUCGGAGGUCAAUCUGAUAAAGCAGCAAGCUGCUCAGGAACGAGAUCCUGCCGAAAGGGAUCGAUUAGAGAAACUAGUCCAGAGAAUGAUAUCUUUGGAGGAAGCACGCCAGAUUAAGGAUCGCAGAAAGAAGAUUGAGCGAGAUUGGAAGAAGGCUGAAAAGGAGGCAGUGCUAAAGACUGGCAAGAAUCCAUACUUUUUGAAAAAGUCUGAUAUGAAAAAGUUGGAAUUGGUUGAAAAAUUCGAAUCGUUGAAACCAGGCGAACGUGAACGAGCACUAGAACGUCGUCGCAAGAAGAACGCUUCAAAGGAGCAUCGAUCAGUCCCAUACGCAAGACGUCCUGAAUGA